This is a messenger RNA of Haemonchus placei, 693 nucleotides long. The record is from the annotation of a GenBank genome assembly. NCBI's taxonomy places the organism in Eukaryota, Metazoa, Nematoda, Chromadorea, Rhabditida, Trichostrongylidae.
UCUCGCGCAACCCCUUUUUUGCUGCUUUUCAAAGCCUUAUGGUUUCAAAACCGCCAAUUUUCGCGCUCCCUUCGUCAUCCUUGCACUAUUAGGCAUAACGGUUGUUUCUCAACGGAUACGUGGGUGACAACGCCUGAUGGUAAGAAACGGAUGGAUCAACUGAAAGUGGGCGACUUCAUCCUCACGGCUAAUCAGACAGCGGCGUACUUCACUCCGGUGACGUUGUGGAUUCAUCGUGAACCGGAUGUGGUGGCCAAAUUUGUAACAAUAAUGACUGAUUAUGGCAAGAUGCUUGCACUUACACCUCGACAUUUAAUAUUCCGGAACAAAUGCGAUGAAUUCUAUUCGGAUCGUGUCACCGAGUUACCGCCAAACAGUAAAGCCGUCUAUGCUGAAGAGCUUGUAGUUGGCGAUUGCGUCUUUCUUCUUUAUAGGAAUGGUUUUCGUCAGCAGAAACUUCAGGAUAUUUCGAUUACUUCGAGGAAAGGCGUCUUUUCACCGCUCACUCCUAAUGGGCGUAUUUUAGUCAACGAUAUGUUAGCGUCAUGUUAUAGCGACGUAAAAGAGGCUAUACUACAAACCACCUACUUUUCAGUAAGAAAUAUUGUUUAUCCAUUUAUAUACGUUGACUUGCCGUUUGGGUCGGAAUUUUCCAUGGAACUCUUACGACUCAUUGUACCAUAUAUUAAAUAG